Molecule: messenger RNA, 551 nt
Organism: Aspergillus ruber CBS 135680
Lineage: Eukaryota; Fungi; Ascomycota; Eurotiomycetes; Eurotiales; Aspergillaceae
Product: vacuolar ATPase assembly integral membrane protein VMA21
Exons: 3
Coding region: 234-551 (105 amino acids)
Biological process (GO): vacuolar proton-transporting V-type ATPase complex assembly
Cellular component (GO): endoplasmic reticulum membrane
Source: RefSeq, a predicted model, not a curated record
CGGACAUCCCCAGAUGGAUUUCUCCGGACGGCAUUCCAUCUUCAUAAAACAAGAACAAUAGUCAGCCUUUUAUUCCCUCUAACAGUUCCCGGAAAAGACUCUUAAUCGCAAAGCUUGUUUUAUUCCACGUCCAGGCCUUGAGCUUUGCCACUUGACUUUACCACCCAGACUCUUGACGUCCCUCUUGUCGCAUAGUGUCCAUUCCGAUCUACACCAAUACCACAACAGCCAACAUGUCUAGCCGUCGUCCUGAGAAGUCGUAUGCAGACGCUGCGGCCUCUGCGCCGAGAGAGUCUCCAGCCAAUUCUGAUGUGACUCCUGCUGUUCCUGCAAAUGUCAUCUUUAAACUCUUGGCCUUCACUCUCGCCAUGGUCGCUGCCCCUAUUGGCAUGUACUUCUUGACCGUGAACUCCAUUUUCAGCGGAAACUCAACAUGGGCCGGUGUUACAGCAGCUGUGACUGCGAAUGUUGUCCUGUUCGCUUAUAUCUUCGUGGCAUGGCAGGAGGACCAAGGCGAAAGAGCUGCGGAAAAGGAAAAGAAAGCCCAGUAA